This is a messenger RNA of Theobroma umbraticum, 1996 nucleotides long. It is a transcript of the gene ATE2F2, whose product is annotated as winged-helix DNA-binding transcription factor family protein. Gene Ontology annotation, molecular function: DNA-binding transcription factor activity, RNA polymerase II-specific; protein dimerization activity; RNA polymerase II cis-regulatory region sequence-specific DNA binding. The record is from RefSeq and is a predicted model, not a curated record. Gene Ontology annotation, cellular component: RNA polymerase II transcription regulator complex. Gene Ontology annotation, biological process: regulation of transcription by RNA polymerase II. Lineage: Eukaryota; Viridiplantae; Streptophyta; Magnoliopsida; Malvales; Malvaceae.
GAUUCGAACUCUCCGCUUUCCUCAAUCGACCCUUUUUCCUCCUUCCCGCUGUUUGCUCACCUUCCCCUUUCUCCCUCUCUCUCCUUCCUUGUCCUUUUCAAUUUCAAUCUCUCCCUCUAUUACUCUCAGUUUGCUCUAACUCCUCUCUGAAAAUCGCGCCUCCCUACCUUUUUCCAUCUUUCUCUCCAGAAAAGAAAAGGAAAGCUGGCGCUGAUGGGGAAUUCGAGCGAAGAUCCGAGCCGCUCAUACCAUCCUUCGCAAUUUCAGUUUCAGCUGCUCCAUUCUCAUUCGCAGUCUCUAAGCAUCGAAAGCAAUCAAAAUCAGAACCAGCCGUUGUCGUAUGGCAAACGAAUGUUCCUUGCUUCUUUAGGGAGGCCGCCUUUGCUCUUCUCCUCUUUUGAUCAAACCAAUGCUCGUCUCGACCACGUGCCUUCUGCUUUUCCUACUCCCCCUACUAAAGAAAGAGAGAGUGAUGAGGCUCAGACGAGUGGAAGAUCAGACGUCCCUGGACAUGGCAAAGUUGUUAACCGUCCUUUGCUUGAACCCGAGCGUACCAAAGGUGGUAAGCAAAAUAGCAAAGCAAAGGCUAAGAAGAAUGCCAAGUCUGGAACUCAGAAACAAAAUGCUGAUUCUCCCAAUGGACUGAAUGCAGCUGGUAACUGUCGAUAUGACAGUUCUUUAGGCUUGUUAACAAAGAAGUUUGUGAACUUGAUCAUGGAGGCCAAGGAUGGCACCCUUGAUCUGAACCGUACUGCAGAAGUGUUGGAGGUUCAGAAGAGAAGGAUAUAUGAUAUUACAAAUGUUCUUGAAGGAAUUGGAUUGAUAGAGAAAACUUCAAAGAACCACAUACGUUGGAAGGGAUCUGAUGAUAUGGGGUCAAAGGUGUUGGAUGAUCAAGUUACCAGGUUAAAGGCUGAGAUGCAAAGUUUAUAUGCUGAAGAACAGAAGCUUGAUGAGUACAUAAGGGAGAAGCAAGAGAGUCUGAGGUCUCUAGAUGAAGAUGCAAAUUAUCAAAAGUAUCUUUUUUUGACAGAGGAAGAUAUAAUGAGUCUUCCGUGCUUCCAGAAUCAAACAGUUUUCGCAAUUAAAGCUCCAGAAAAUACCUAUAUUGAAGUUCCUGAUCCUGAUGAGGAGAUUGGUUUUCCACAAAAACCAAUACAAAGGCAGUAUAAAAUGAUUAUCAGAAGUCAUAUGGGACCAAUUGAUUUGUACCUCCUGAGCAAAUAUGAAGGUCAAGUUGAGGAUACAACAGUCAAGCAGGCCAAAUCAGUGGACGCAUCUAGUAGUUAUGGGCUGUUGUGUGGAGUGGAAUGUCCGGAGCUCUCUUCAGAAGAGAAAGCUAGUCACAACAAUUCUUCUAAAACAGUGAAUUUGGUUUGCCCUGAAGCGUAUGGGAUUCAGAAAUUAAUUCCUACAGUCAGUGAACAGGCUGAUGAUGAUUACUGGUUCCUAUCAGACCCGGGAGUCAGCAUCACAGACUUGUGGGACACGUAGGAGUUAGGAGCUUUUAAUUUUUCUCAAUUUACAAGAUUUUUUUUUUCUGGAGUCUGGCUGGUGCAAUCAGAAUGGUUUGAAGGUCUAUCUGACUGGAAAACCAGUGGAUGCUAAUCUAUACUCCUCUCUAACAUAACAGAAAAGGAGACUCGACUGCAGUAGGAGAUCGAUCACUCUCAAGAUGAAUGCACCAACAAUGGUGCCGCAUUAGUUUACCUAUUAGCACCACUUUGGGAUACUGGCCCAAAUGUAAAUGAGAGGCAGUUAGCUUAACAUUGAACAUGACAUUACUGACAUUGUUUCUUGACCACAGUUCUAGGUGUAAAUUUCAUAGCUACAACUUACUCCAAUGAAACUGAUGAUUCUUGAGCCAAUGAGGUCUCAUGUAAUCUUCUGCUGCAUCCAAGCAUAUACAGCCAGGAUCAAUUUCUUAAUGAGAUAUGAUAGAAUAUUUCUAUUUUUGGAAUAACAGUUUAUACUUUGUAUUAUAUUAUUUAUCUCA